This is a messenger RNA of Amphiprion ocellaris (clown anemonefish), 4876 nucleotides long. It is a transcript of the gene adck1, whose product is annotated as aarF domain containing kinase 1. Gene Ontology annotation, biological process: mitochondrion organization; lipid homeostasis. NCBI's taxonomy places the organism in Eukaryota, Metazoa, Chordata, Actinopteri, Pomacentridae. Bases 420 to 1976 code for a protein of 518 amino acids. Gene Ontology annotation, cellular component: mitochondrial inner membrane. The transcript has 12 exons. The record is from RefSeq and is a predicted model, not a curated record.
GGACCGGAAGAGAGCUGAAGACACAGUCGGUGGACCAGAAGUGUAGUUUUUAGUCUGUCCUAACAGCAACAAUCAGAGCAAACGCUGCUGGUCCUUGAACACAGACCCUCGUUCUGACUGAUGGACUGGUGGACCACAUGGACCACAUGGACCUGACCUUCUCUUCUGCCUCUGAGCUCCUCAGCUGAUGUCAAACCAGCAGCCUCCAUCUGGCUAGCACUACGUUAACCACAAUCCUUUGCUCUCACGCUGAAAACUCGCGGAGGUCAAAACAAAACCGACAGGCGGUGUUCAGGUCACAGUGGACGGUGUGGACAUCCAGAGUGUCUCCUGAAGCUGCAGGAACCUGCUGAGGGAAUCAGGAGAAGCUGCUGGAGAACUUUAGAGGAGAACCUGCCUCUAGUUGUUGGGUUCCUCUGAUGGCUGGUCGGCUUCUUAAAGUUUCCUCUCUGGCCACAGCAGUGUUUGCCUCCUCAGGGUUUUACCUCUACAGCAGACAGCUGGACCUCAAUGACCUGAGCGUCGUCCGCUUUGGCCGAGCUGCAGCCACCACGGCGGUCAUCAGCUACGACUACCUGACAGCUUUCAAACACGUGGAACAUGGAACAAAUGAGUACUGGGCCAUCAAAUCCAAGGUGCAUCGGCGAUCAGCAGAACGUCUUCGAGACUUGUGUUGCGCCAACCGGGGAACUUUCAUCAAGGUCGGCCAGCACCUCGGUGCUCUGGACUACCUGCUGCCUGAAGAAUACACGUCCACGCUGAAGGUCCUGCACAGCCGAGCUCCUCAGAGCAGCAUGGAGGAGAUCCAGCAGGUCAUCAGAGAAGACCUGGGGAAGGAGUUGUCAGAAUUAUUUGUCUCGUUUGAGGAGAAGCCUCAGGGUGCCGCCUCCUUAGCCCAGGUCCAUAAGGCGGUGCUGCAUGACGGGAGGACAGUGGCCGUCAAAGUCCAGCACCCCAAAGUACAGAGACAGAGCUCCAAAGACAUCAUGGUGAUAGAGGUGUUGGUUCGGGCCGUCCAUUGGCUCUUCCCAGACUUCGCCUUCAUGUGGUUGGUGGAGGAGGCCAAGAAAAACAUGCCACUGGAGCUGGACUUCCUGAAUGAGGGACUCAACGCUGUGAAGGUGUCCAACAUGCUGGCCGACUUCCCCUUCCUCAAGGUUCCUAUGAUCCACUGGGAUCUUUCCACAAAGAGGAUCCUGACCAUGGAGUUUGCAGAAGGAGGGCAGGUCAACGACAGGGACUACAUGAAGAAGCAUGACAUCAAUGUCAAUGAGAUCUCUGAGAACCUGGGUAAGAUAUACAGCGAAAUGAUCUUUGUCCAUGGCUUCGUUCACUGUGACCCCCACCCCGGCAACGUGUUGGUCCGAAAGUGUCCCCAGAGCAAGAAGACCGAGAUCGUUCUGCUCGAUCACGGCCUGUAUCAGGUCCUGCAGCCAGACUUCAGGUUGGACUACUGUCGGCUGUGGCAGGCUCUGAUCAACAGCGACAUGUCUGGGAUGGAGCGUUACAGCCGCAGACUGGGAGCUGGAGAUCUGUACCCGCUGUUUGCUUGUGUGUUGACCGCUCGGUCCUGGAAAGCUGUGAAUGCUGGAAUCAGUUCGGUCCCUGUUACACACUCCGAGGACGUAGAGAUCCGGACCAACGCAGCUCAGUACCUGCCCCAGAUCAGUGAGCUGCUGAACCGAGUGCCCCGACAGAUGCUGCUGCUGCUGAAGACCAACGACCUGCUGAGGGGCAUCGAGACCACUUUACAGACCAGAGCGUCCUCCUCGUCUUUCAUCAACAUGUCCCGCUGCUGCAUACGAGCCAUGGCCAGGCACAAGAGAAGUAAGGCUCGGUCUGGGAGGAGGCGUCUCCAGAUCACGCUGGCAGAGUCUCUGAGCCUGUGGAAGCUCUCUGCGUACGAACUGCUGCUGUGGCUGAAAGGCUCCAUGAUGGGACACUGGCUCGCCGCUCUGCUGGCACUCCUGCACUGAGACACAUCUGGACGUCACACUGGAGCAUGAGCAACAGGCUGGAACUACAAGAUCUCAAGGGGUUUUUAAUACACAUGUUAACGUGCCCAUACACCCACUCACACACACGAAGAAGCUCCAAUUACGUUAAUGACAAAAUUUGUAACUUUAGUACACACAAGGACUCAACAUGUUGAAGUCUGUGGUGGCUGCUCGGCUACCACAACAUUUACAUCUGUUCACUCAGCAGGGUCAGUGUUUAUUUAUUUUCUUCAUGAUUGUGACAUAAUUUUACGGUAUAUGUUUAAUAUUAAUACUAAAUGAAUUUUUAUAGCAUAGACCCUGAAAUUGACUGAAACCAUCAUCCAAAAAGAGUAUCUACACCUUGCAGGAGAUUAGACCCAGAACCUGUGCUCACAGACCACAUCUGGCAACCUGCACAGUAGUGAGAGAACAAACAAAGUGGAUUAAAUAGAAAUGUUUUGGGAGAUCAUAAGGACAUAUACAUGUGUCACCACAGACGGUGAUGCAGCAGACACGUGGGUGGAAAUAGAAGAGAAGGUCAUAAUCAGAUGCUGGAUAAUUCACCUUCUCCUCCAUGUCAGGACUAAAGAGGGACAUCCCAGAACACUAUGUACCAACAAAGUGACGAGGACUGCUGAAAACCAGAUGCUAACCUGACAUGAAGAGUAAUUAUCUGACUUAUGCACAGUCUUUAUGAGUCUUUAGUCGCUGUCUUUAAUCACUGCAGAGGUGAUACGUAGUUCAAUCCUGAUAGUGUUUCUACCUGGAUGAUGUUGGACUAUUGGUUCAUUCCUGCUCCUCAACAAAAUACCUCAUAUCACAGAAUUUUCCGGUGAUGCAGAAUGCUUAAAAAGUUUAGGUUUUUCCAUUGUUAUGUUACUGUACAGAGUGUCCCUAAAGUCUGGACACACAGGAAAUCUCAUUAAGUAUAUAAUUGUUUUGCCUUCACAGAUUAAAUAUAGCUUUGUUGAAAGAAGAAAGAGUUGAACUGGAACUUCUCAGUGGACGUGAAGGAUGGACAUAUGGAAAGAUAGAGUUAGGGUUAGGUAGGGUUUGUAGGGUUAGGUUUAGGUAGGGUUAGUAGGGUUGGGGUUAGCAGGAUUAGGUUUAGGGAGGGUUUGGGUUUGGUAGGUGAUUUUUUGGAGGGGCUCACUUGAAUUUUAGCUAUGACCAAUCCUUUAGUUUGGGCUGAUACAUUUGGUCAUCCAGAACAGGGUUUGUCCAUGGCACUGCCCGUUUCAUUAAACUUUUUAACCACGUUCACCACCAUGGAAAAGCCAAGUGGAAUCCUCCUAAAUUCAUCUGCUGUCUUUCCAUAUGUCCAUCCUUCACUGAGAAGUACCAGUUCAACUCUUUCUUCAUUCCACAAAGCCAUAUUUAAUCUGUAGAGACAAAAAAAUAAUAGUUAAUGAGAUUUCUUGUGUCUCCAAACUUUAAAGACAGCCUGUACAGUGAUGGAUCAUGUUUACUCUUUCAUUGUUGUUCAUAGAUCAGAUACUGUACACUCAUUCCUCAAACACACCGCUCACAUUUUGGACAGUCAGGGUUUGACUUUCUGUGGUUUGUCCAAAAUGUGACGCAAAUGCUUCUGUGGGUCUGUUCUCCUCAGCUCAUUGCCUUGUUUGAGUCUUUAUUCUUUACUUAUUUUUGCAGAAAGUGGCUUAAAUUCUGUACUUCCCUCUCCUCAUAUUUAUACAACUUUAUAUUUAUGUAUCCAAUAGAAGUGAGUACACCCCUGUUCAGUGUCAUUUCAGUGUCAAAUUAUUGGAAAUUGUAUCAUCUCACAGUAACUACUUUACUCCUAAGUUGAACGUUAGAGUAUUUGCUUGUAUCGUCUUAUAGAGUAACAGUACAGAUUUAUUAUAUUCAAAUUAAUGGCCCCAAAGCAGGAAUCAACCACAGUCAUUACUGGAGUUCAAACCUUUACUUUUUCAAAUACUUUUUAUGUCCACCUGUAUUUUUGAUGACAGACUUAAUUCUCCUGUGUGUCUGGAGAGAUGUUCUGCCGUUCUUCACACUUUUAUAUUUUAGGUGUUCUUUGUGUUCUUAUGGAUUUAGGUCAGAUGUCAUAUUUGACUAAGUCAUAGUUUUCAUGUUUUUGUUCUUUAGAAACUUUAGUGAUUUUGGAAGCAUUGUCCUGCUGGAAUAUUCCUCUUUUUCCAAGGAUCAGCAGACUGGGAAUCGUCUUUUGGUGUAUCCACAGACAUUCAUGGUGCAUCUAUAAAUCAAAUCUCUCCAACAUCUUUUUGUAAUCAUGCAGUCCCAUUUCAGCACACUCCCACCUCUGUGUUUCACUAUAGUGCUUGAUGGGUUUAAACCAGACAUGUUGGACUCCAUCUGAACCGGACACAUUUAUCUUGGACUUCUGUCACACAACCACAUUUCUCCCAUGCAGACGACACAGGCCAACUGAAAACAAUCUGCUUUUCACAGGACAUUUUUUAACCAUGUUCACUGAGUAAUUGAAAAUCACAGGUGUAAUCAAAUUCUCUUUCAAUCAUCACAAGUCUAUUCACUUUUGUCACAUUAACUUCCUACUUAAGGGGCCUAUAUUUUAAUAUCGAUUUUUUAAAAGUGUUUGUCUUUUGAUUGUUCAUGAGUGGAAAUGCUCUAUUGUUCAACUUAGAAGUAAUGGAAUUAUUCAUCGGUGAUACCCUUCAGAAUCUUUUGACAUUUAAGUCAUAUUGCUUUUGUGGAAUGCUGUACCUUGAGAGACCUUGCUUUGUCCGUUCAGUGCAGAGAAGUGUAAUGUAGAUGUGUUUGUUAGGAGCACCAUGUCAGAACUGUGUGCCAGUGUUACAUCACUCCAAUCAUCUGUUAUUUCUGGAGUCUGUUUGCACUGAUACAGGCAGCUCUUGGAGAUUUUAAUGAAAAAUAAAGAUGUAUUUAUACCAGCA